Messenger RNA from Brettanomyces bruxellensis, 1302 nucleotides. It is a transcript of the gene SUB2, whose product is annotated as Suppressor of the cold-sensitive snRNP biogenesis mutant brr1-1. Lineage: Eukaryota; Fungi; Ascomycota; Pichiomycetes; Pichiales; Pichiaceae. The record is from RefSeq and is a predicted model, not a curated record. Gene Ontology annotation, biological process: mRNA export from nucleus; mRNA splicing, via spliceosome. Gene Ontology annotation, molecular function: RNA binding; RNA helicase activity; ATP binding. The transcript has 2 exons. Bases 1 to 1302 code for a protein of 433 amino acids.
AUGUCAGCUCAAGGUGAAGAAGAGUUAUUGGAUUACUCUGAUUCUGAGGAGAUUAACGUGGCUCCAACCACCACCCAGACCUCCGAUGAAACUAAAAAGGAGGGAGAAACCGACAAGAAAGGUUCCUAUGUUGGUGUUCACACCACCGGUUUCAGGGACUUCUUGUUGAAGCCGGAGUUGCUUAGAGCAAUUGCAGACUGUGGUUUCGAACAUCCUUCGGAAGUCCAACAGGCAUGCAUUCCACAAGCAAUUUUGGGAAAUGAUGUGUUGUGCCAGGCCAAAUCCGGUUUGGGUAAGACGGCUGUUUUCGUUCUUUCGACAUUGCAGCAGUUGGACCCAACACCAGGUGAAAUUUCGACCGUUGUUAUCUGCCACACAAGAGAGUUGGCAUACCAGAUUAGAAAUGAGUAUGUUAGAUUCUCUAAAUAUAUGCCAGACGUUAGGACCGCUGUGUUCUACGGUGGUAUCUCUAUUAAUAAGGAUGAAGAGCUUUUGAAAAACAAAGAUACUUGCCCACAUAUUGUUGUUGGAACUCCUGGUAGAUUGACCGCCUUGGUUAGAGAGAAGGCAAUUAGACUUAACAACGUCAAGAACUUUGUCAUCGAUGAAUGUGAUAGAGUUUUGGAGCAGAUCUCUAUGAGAAGAGAUGUCCAGGAUAUUUUCAGAGCUACACCUUAUCAAAAGCAAGUCAUGAUGUUCUCGGCCACCUUACCAACUGAAAUGAGACCGGUGUGUAAAAAGUUCAUGAAGAACCCACUUGAGAUUUACGUUGAUGACGAGAAGAAGUUGACUUUGCACGGUUUGCAGCAGUAUUACAUCAAGCUGCCUGAAGAGAAGAAGAAUGUAAAGUUGGCAGAGCUGUUGGAUUCUUUGGAAUUUAACCAAGUGAUUAUUUUCGUUAAAUCCACCAGGAGAGCAGAUGCUUUGAACAAGCUUCUAUGCGAUUCUAACUUCCCAUCAAUCUGCGUGCAUUCAGGUAUGCCUCAAGAGGAGAGAAUUGCCAGAUACAAGUCUUUCAAGGAAUACAACAAGCGUAUCUGUGUUUCGACCGAUGUCUUUGGCAGAGGUAUUGAUAUUGAAAGAAUUAAUGUCGCUAUCAAUUACGAUAUGCCAAAGGAGGCCGACCAGUACUUGCACAGGGUUGGUAGAGCUGGUAGAUUUGGUACCAAGGGAUUGUCUGUCUCGUUUGUUUCAAGUAAGGAUGAUGAAGAAUUGUUGGACCAGAUCCAGCAAAGAUUUGAGGUUAAAAUGCAGGAAUUCCCUGCAGACGGAAUUGACCCAUCCACCUACAUGAACACUUGA